AUUAAAACAAGACUCCAUUUUGCGGUCGCAACGAACAGAGAAGGAAGGUGGUGAGAACUCUGCUCGCAGCAAGAUGGAACUGAACCAGGAGCAACUGGUGCAUGAGCUCGAACGCAAGCACAUGGCAACCUCGGAAGCGCUUCUAGCGUCCAAGGCCCGCGCCGAUGCGCUGGAGGCGGAGGUGCAUAGCUUGAAGGCCGACGCGGAGGUGCAUUUGAAGCAUCUCCAAGGCGCCAAAUCUGCCGAGCAUGAAUUGUCGAUUGAACUCGCACAGAUCACGCGGGAAAAGGCGCAGCUGGAUGUGCAGUUGCACAGUGCCUUGACGUUGUCGGACCAACGUCUCGAAGAAGUCCGUGCCGAACGAGAACACGCCGCGGAUCAAGCCAAGAAACUAGUCGAGCUGCAAACAAGCGAGACCCGCGCCCUCCAGGCCCAAGCCCAUCUUGAAGCGAAGCUUUCCCCUCUGCAGUUGGAAGUCGCGCGUCUGCACAAGGACCGUGAACACGACAAGGUGCAAGUCGAAGAACUCCAGAAUCGGUUGGUCGAGAAGAGCAAAGCGUUGACCGAGUUCCGCUUGAAGCACAACAAAAAGCUCUCGGAAGUGGAGCACCAAAACGCGAGCUUGACCGAAGACGUGGACGAGCUGAAGAAGUCACUGCAGCGCGUGACGGCAGACAACGCCGCGCUCAAGGACGAGUUGCGCAUUGCGCGCGAAAACGCGAUGGAGUUGCAUGCCGAGCAUUCCCGCGCGCUGGGCCAUCUCGAGAAGGAGCUGUCUGCGCAACAUCGCCUCACGGACCUGUACAAGGACGCGGCGAGCGACUCGAACCUCCAAGUGGAAUCGUUGCAUGCCAAGUGCGAGACGCUGCAGACGGCGCUCCAGGAGGCGGAAGACGCCUUGGCCGAGGAAAGCCAGAAAGUGCGCGAAGAAACGCAGGCGCACACGAUGCAUCUGUUCACGGAGCAGACGCAGGUGUCGGAGAAGAAGAUCGACGAGCUGGACGUGGCGCUGCGCAAGGCACUGGCGCGGGUGGCCGAGCUCGAGGCCGCGCAGUCGGCGGCGGCGACACAGGUGGCGACAAUUGCGGAUCUGUCGCCGACCGCAGGGGACUUGCACUUGGCCACGCAUGGGCUCAGUCCCACAGACAUGUACAACCGGAUCGUGGAGCUGGAUAAGCAAGUUCUAGACGAGCGCGCGACCAAAGAAACGCUGGAAAAGUACCUCGAGCGCAUCCUGAACGAAGUCACAUCCAAGGCGCCGUACUUGGAUCGGCUCAAGAAGGAGAACGCGCGGGCGUUGGCGGCGCACGACCAGCUCAGCGAGCGGCUCGACGUGUGCAUGCACGACCUCUCGCGUGCACGGGAGCACCUCCGCGGCGCGCAAGCCGACAAGAAGGCGGUCGAAUCUGAACGCGACGCGCUGCAGCAGUCGGUGGCCGACCUGUCCAAGCAGAUCCAGCAGCUGCUGUUUCAGUCGCUGCAAACCCAGUCAUCCAACACCACUAGUGUCGUGGUGGACUCGUCCGAGAGCCUCGUCGUGUUCCGCAACGUGGACGAGCUGCAGACACGCAACCAGCAGCUUCUGCGCAUCGUGCGCGAACUAUCCGAGGCCAAGGGCGGCAACUCGACGGGCGGGUCCGUGGUCGUCACGAUCGAGCCGGAUGAUGGCGGCAUGUGCACGUCGGCGCAGUGGGAAAAGGUCCAGGAUGAGCUCACGACACUGCGCGCCGAGCGCGAGCGCGAGCAGGAGAUGGUGGCGGCCGUCGUCAAGCAGCGAGACAUGUACCGCGUGCUCCUGUCGCAGGCCGACUCGCGGGUCGUGGACCACCAUGCGACACCGUCGUCGUCGCCCCCCCGUCCGUCGUCGCUGCUCUCGCCCACCGAGUCGCACGAGGCGCGCAUGUUGCGGGAGCUGCGCUUGGAGUACGACGAUUACAAGAAGGAAAAGCAGGCGGUGGUCACGGAGCUGCGCGACACUGUGGAUGGCCUCCGCGUCGAGUGCUCCAAGGCCAAAAUGGGCGGCCUCGAGGCCAACGUCCACGUCAAGACGCUGACUGACAAGGUGGCGAUCGUCGAGGCUCGCAAGGCCGACGCGGACAAGGAACUCGCGCGGUUCCGGUCGAAAUACGACCAAAGCAACGCGUUGCUCAUCCAGACCCAGCAGCAGGCGGCGGACCUGAACGCCAAGCUGGACGCGAGUGUGGCAGAGGUCAAGGCCCUCCACGGGGACCUUCAAAAGACCAAGUCGGAGCUCGCGUUCCUAACAUCUCAAGACGAACGCCACCGCGUGGAGCUGGCGACCGUGCGCGCCGAGCAGACGUCGCAGCUCAAGCUCAUGGAGGCGGUGCACCGCAUCGAGGCGCACCAGACGGACCGCCAGGCGCACGAGCUUGAUCGGCUCUCGGCGCUCGCGACCGGCCUGCAGGUCAAGCUAGCCGACAAGCAGCGCGCGCUGGACGACGCGCAGAGCCUCGCCAGCGCCAAGAUCGCAGAGCUGACCCUCGAAGCCAAGCAAGUGCGCAAGGUGCUCGAUGCAGAGAAGUCGGCGCACGCUGCUGUCCGCGAAGUGAAGGCAGGUUUGGACGAACAGGUCAAAGCAUUGAAUGGGCAGAUUGCAUCGCUGAGCCAGGAAGUGGCGGGUCUCAAGGUCCAGCUGAAAAAGGGCGCGGGGGUCGCCGCCGCCGAGCGGGUGUCGUCCCUGGAAACCCAGCUGCACGACGCCAAGCAAGAAUUGCACGCGGCAUUGGCGGCCAAGCAGACGGCGGAGCUGCAUGCGGACCAGUACAAGGUGAUUUCAGAAGCCAACGAAAAGUCAUUUGCGGUGCUGUCGGCGUCGAGUGAAAAGCUCCAGGCCGAGCACGACGCCGCGACCAAGUCGAUCGCGGACGAACUCGCGACCGCCAAGCACGACUUGGCCGAGUUGCAGACGAAGAUGCUCAACAACAUCGCCGAGGAAAACAAGCUGCGCGACGAAAUGGACUCGUGGGACCAGACCAAGCGCGAGGAGCUGCGGCAGUCGCAUGACCGCGUCGUGGUGGCCGAGAGCCAGCUGGCAUCGUGCAAGCAGGAGCUGGCGACGGUCAAGGACAGCUUGGCGGCGCUCCAAGCCGAUUUGACCACGGCGCAGGACAACUAUAGUCGCGAGCUACAGGCCCACGCCACCGCCGAACAGACUCUGAACGACCUCCGCAAGCAAGUGGACGCAGCCGCCAAGGCCACCAAGGCCGCGGAAGCCCAGCGGGACGAACUGCAGCACGCGCUGGACGGCGUCGACGCCCAGCACACCCGCGUGGCCGACACGCUCAAGGGCGCGCUCGCCGAAUCGCAGGCCGCCGUCGAGUCGCUGACCGAGCAAAAUGCGCUGCUGCACUCGCAACUGGACGUGCUGACGCAAGAUUUCAACCGGCUGCACGAGGCCGCAACGUUGAAAGCGUUCCAUGACAGAGAUGUCACUCCCGAGACCGAACACGACAAGCAAGUGCGCGAACUCCGCGGCAUCAUCUCGAGCUUGCGUCGGGACGUGGAGAUCGCGCACUCCAAGAGCGACGUGGCCAAGCAGGAAGUGCUGCGCCACCAAACUCAAGUCAAGUCGCUCGAGAAGGCGCUGGACCGCCUCAAGGCCGAGUACCAAGUGGUAUCGCAAGAACAGGCCAAGAUCUUGACGGCGUCGGAGCAAACGAAGCGAUCGGCGCAGCUGGACACGCUCAGCUUGUUGCGGGAAAGCAACGCGAUGCUCCGCGACGAGAACGACAAGAACCUGGCCAAAGUCAGGGAAAAAGACGCGGUGAUUGCCAGUUUGGAAGCCAAGAUCCAGCCGCUGCAAACGUCCGAGAACAUGCUCAAGGCGCAACUGCAAGCGCUCAAGGAAGACGUCGAAAGCGUGACCCAAGCCAACAAGCGGUGGAAGGACCGGGUGAACCAGUUGAUUGAAAAGUACCAGCAGAUUGACCCGGCCGAGCACGAACAAGUGUGCUUGGAGCGAACGCAAUUGAAAGCCCGGGUGGACGAGUUGGUGGCGGCGACACAGGCCGUGUCGACCGAAGACAAGAAGCGCAUCGAGGAGCUGGUGACGGAGAAGAAGCACGCGGAAGAGCGACUGGCUAGAAUGCGCCUGUUUGUCAAGGACUGGCAGCAGCAGGCCAAGGCGGCCAAAGAGCGCGUGGCCGAGCUGGAAGCCACGAAGUCGGAGACCGAAUCGAACGAGAAGGCCGCUCUGGAAGACAAGGUCAAGGCUCUGGACGACCAAGUCAAGGCUCUGGACCAAAAGGCCAAGCUCAGCGACGAAAGACUCAAGUUGGCCGAAGCGGAACUCAAAGCCAAGCUCGAGUCGGAGACCAAGAAGAACAACGCGCUCAAGGACAUGAACACGAAACUGCUCCAGCGAUGCAACGCGUUCCGACAGGAGAUUGCCGAGCUCAAGACAGCCACCCGCGUACUCGAGGCCCCAGAGCCAACGUCAGUAGCGGCGGAACUGCCGACUACCAAGGAGGAUGCGGCGGUCGAGGCGGAGCAACCGCCGCCGGUGGCUGCCCCGGUGGUCACCCGACCGCUGCCUUUGGUGACGGAACCCGUGGUGGAGGCACCCGCUGCUGCUGUCAACCCUCCCUUGCCCCCAGCUGAAUCUCCUGUCGUCGUCCCCGUCGCGGCGGCGGCGGCGCAGCUUCCUUCUCCGACCCCCCCUGUCCCCCCUGAAGAGCCCAAGGCACCACCCGCUGCCGACGACCCAGAAAAGAUCCGCGAACUGGCGUUGCGGACUCUGCUGAUGAAGUCGAAGAAACUAGCCAAGGAACCGACCCCCCCUCCGGUGCCCUUAGUCGCACCCCCCGCUGCCCCUUCGCCCGCCGAAGUAGUAGCGACGACAGACGUGGCGCCCACCACGGAAGCCCUCUCGGUGGACGUGUCUACCGCAGUCGUGUCGGCGUUCAGCAGCAGCAGCAGCACGACGUCCAUUGCCACCACGUCGGCUUUGGACCCCUCCGCACCCGUGUUCACGUCGGGGUUCGGUGCGUUCGCCGCGUCCAAGGGCCUGGCUUCCUUUGGCGCGUUCAAGCCCAAGUCGGCCGAGGCCACCUCCGCCACUGCUCCUGUUGCUGCCGCUGCGUCGGCCGCCAAACCGUCGAACCCGUUCUUGAACUUGGCACCUCCGUCGGCAUCUGGAAGCACACCGGCGCUGGUGUUUGGCAAGCCCAACAUCACGCUGCCCGUGCCCACGCUCUCCGACGCCAGCCAACCGGCCCUUGUGGUGGACCGCGAAGCCGAAGAAUUGAAGCGCCAGGAGCGCGCGUUGCGAUUCAACGCCGCCGCUGCCGCCGCCGCGGAAAAGUCCAACAAACGCCCGGCGGCUGGAGCGGCCGACGCGCCUCCGCCGACCAAGAAGGCCAACACGGAGGCUGUCGAGGAUGAGGAGAAGGACGCGGCUCCCGACAACCAGCAGACGCCACCCGGCGCAGCAGAUUAAGCGAUGAUGCACGUUGAUAUAUAUCGUAGACAAUCUCGAUCUUGUAUUGGAAUUAACGUAGUGUAGAGGAUGCCACGAUAUUCUGUCAGAACACGGACAUUGUGCCAGGAAAAAGUUGAAAUUUUCAAAAAAUGUGAGCCUGGAUGCCUCAGAAA
Messenger RNA from Aphanomyces astaci, 5613 nucleotides. RefSeq lists its product as hypothetical. The record is from RefSeq and is a predicted model, not a curated record. Lineage: Eukaryota; Oomycota; Saprolegniomycetes; Saprolegniales; Verrucalvaceae. Gene Ontology annotation, molecular function: structural constituent of nuclear pore. Gene Ontology annotation, biological process: protein import into nucleus; mRNA export from nucleus. The transcript has 6 exons. Gene Ontology annotation, cellular component: nuclear pore. Bases 74 to 5458 code for a protein of 1794 amino acids.